GGUUCUUCGUAUGGUGGAUGGAGAGGGCAUGCCAAUGGGUUUCAUUUAUGAGGCCAUGGAUAGGGCCAAAGAGGCCAUUUCACAUUACUAUCGUGGAAAUGCAAGAAAAUGUGAAAUCUUUUGGCACAUCAUUGAUCGUAGGUGGACAAACCAACUCCACCAACCGAUACAUGCCUUCGCCUACUUUUUGAACCCGAAAUUCUACUUCUCUGAUUCAUUUAGGGCUGAUGAGGAGGUCAUGGCAGGUGUUAUUACAUGCAUUGAUAAGAUGACACCUGAUCCUGAGUUGAGAGACAAGGUUCUUGAUGAGUUGGAGAUCUACAAAAGUGCAGAGGGGAGACUCUUCUCAUCACAACUAGCAAUUGAUAGGAGAGGAAAACAACAACCAGAUUUAUGGUGGGAGAAUUAUGGUGCCGGCACGCCUAAUCUUCAAAAGAUAGCUAUCCGUGUUUUGUCUCAGCCAUGCAGUGCUUCUGGGUGUGAACGAAAUUGGAGUGUCUUUGAAAGCAUUCACACAAAGGAGAAAUAGAUUGUCACAAAAGCGGCUCAAUGAUCUAGUAUUUGUUCGGUACAACCUUCGCCUUCGAGUUAGACAGGUGGAGGGUGUUUCACAUGAGGCCAUUGACUUGGAUGAAAUUGAUCCAUAUGGUGAUUGGACCAUGAAUGAACAAAAUGAUGGUGAUGAUGUCCUCCUUACCGAAGAAGAAAUUGCAGAAAUAGAGAGAGGAGCAGCACAAGAUGCAGAAGGAGCAAGAUUGGAUGAAGAUGAGGACGAAGAUGAGGAUGAUGAUGAGGACUAUGACUUUGAAGAAGAAUCAUCUCACCAUUUAGAUACCACAACACCCACUGCUACUACUUCUAGCUCAAGGCCUGAAAAAUUGAGCUAUAUUAGGAAAAAUACAAAGAGGAAGAUGUAGUCUUCUCUUUGGUUUGUUCAUUCACAUUGCUGUUUUUCACAUUUGCAGUUGGACUUGGACAUAUCAUUAUAUGUAAUUUUGUGAACAUUUAUAUACUUAUGCUGCCAUUAUAGUAUUAUACAUUUUAGAGUUGAAACUUGAAACUUGAAUAUGCUGCCAUGAAUGAUGAAAUUUCAAAUAUUGCGUGUUUGUACUUUGUAGAUCAUAUGACAUGUGUAAUGUUUCAAUUAUGGCACUUAUGUUCUCUAAAUGCAUUAAUUUCUUUAUGUUUUUUUGUAAAACUACGGUUUUUUUUUUUUGCCGAGUCUUUGCCGAGUCUUUCGCGAGUCUUUCACGAGUCCGAGUCCGAGUCCAAAAUUUUGGUUUGCCGAGUCCGAGGCGAGUCCGAG
Cryptomeria japonica (Japanese cedar) is the source of this 1306-nucleotide messenger RNA. RefSeq lists its product as uncharacterized. The transcript has 3 exons. The record is from RefSeq and is a predicted model, not a curated record. NCBI's taxonomy places the organism in Eukaryota, Viridiplantae, Streptophyta, Pinopsida, Cupressales, Cupressaceae. Bases 11 to 529 code for a protein of 172 amino acids. Gene Ontology annotation, molecular function: protein dimerization activity.